Molecule: messenger RNA, 594 nt
Organism: Prunus armeniaca (apricot)
Lineage: Eukaryota; Viridiplantae; Streptophyta; Magnoliopsida; Rosales; Rosaceae
Source: the annotation of a GenBank genome assembly
AUGGCUAAUGUGAAAUGCUUGAUUAUUGUAAUGUCAUGUCCAGCACAUGAUGCUUCAGAUGCUAAGUCAGGUCCCUUCCUUCAGGAGAUCAUGUCUUUGAAAGGUUUGGAACUCCCCACUAAGCAUGCAGAGCCUCUUGAGUCUGCACCAGAAACGAUAUACCAGAGGCAUCACCUCCUGUUGUUCAAGAGAAGAAGCCUGCAGAGAAAAAACCUGUUAAGCCAAAUUGGUGCUCUUUCUUUAUGCACCAAGCUCUCAGAGCUUCACACCAAAGCUCCUGAACAUAGCUUUGCCUACACGAAGAAAACUAUCGAACCAGUGUUUGGCCGCAAGCUCCCGGAGAUUUUUGAUAAUUUUGCAGAGAAACCAGCAACAUCUGGAAGUAUUGCUCAAGUGCAUGGAGCUGGUCAACAGGUGAAGCCCAUAGUAGUUGCCGUAAAGGGAAGCUGCCCAUUUGUGCAUCCUGCUGUUUUGGUGGGAACUUAUGAACAAGGGGAAUGUGUCGAUGAUCUUCAAAAUCUGCGCUUGCUCACAUUAGGGAAAUUUGAUCCCGAGUACAAUGGGAUGCAAACACUGCUUCUCAAAGCUGACUGA